Messenger RNA from Liolophura sinensis, 3786 nucleotides. RefSeq names its product glutamate receptor-like. The transcript is spliced from 17 exons. Lineage: Eukaryota; Metazoa; Mollusca; Polyplacophora; Chitonida; Chitonidae. Gene Ontology annotation, molecular function: ligand-gated monoatomic ion channel activity; signaling receptor activity. Gene Ontology annotation, cellular component: membrane. Gene Ontology annotation, biological process: monoatomic ion transport. Bases 77 to 2815 code for a protein of 912 amino acids. The record is from RefSeq and is a predicted model, not a curated record.
UAUAGCCUUACACACAGAGGAUGGAAAUAGCCCUUCAUGAUAUGUCUCUAGCCUUGGUUAUGCUCGAAAGGUGGAAAUGCCUGUGAACAAUCUCGCCGCGGUGUUCUUACAUUACUGGGUGGCCAGCCAUGUUUUCAUCGGAAUCUCUUCUCUGCGAAAGAUACCAAUUGGUUCCAUCUUUGAUACGGAAUCGAGGGAGAUCGAGGCUGCCUUCCGGUACGCCGUUAUACGAUUUAAUAAAGUAGACAACGACAUGUUUGAGCUGGAUCACAUAGGGGACAGUGUGAAAGUGUCAGACAGCUUCGAGCUGAGUACAGCAAUUUGCUCCCAGCUGUCCAAAGGCGUGGCCACAAUCUUCGGCAUAUCCAAUACGUCCACGUCCCCAACCUUACACUCGUACUGUGAUGAGUUUGACAUGCCGUUCAUUACGACCAGUCUGGCCCGCAAUGUUACCACGCCUUCCUCAAUGGUCCUCCACAUGCGGCCCAUCUACGCGCGCGCCAUACUAGACGUCAUGAGGGAUAUGAAAUGGCAAAUCAUACAAUAUGUAUAUGACUCCGAAGAAGGGUUAAUACGUCUGCAGCAGCUCUUUCAAGAGCUAAACUCUGCUGAGUACAGGGAUUUGGACGUGGACGUGAAAAAAGUCACCAGCGCGGAAAGUGUCUUUGCAAGUUUAAAACAGAUAGAUUUGGAAGAUGAGAAGGAUCACGUGAAUAUACUAUUGGAUUUGCCGAUAGAAAAAACCGAAAAGCUCCUACAUCUAAUGGGAAAUGAUCAGUCCAUAAACAGAGGGUCAUUUAAUUUCUUCAUUGGGGGACUGGGUCUUUUGGAAUUGAAUUUAACACGUUAUCAGAAUGGAGGACUAAAUAUUAUCGGCUACCAGAUGGUGGAUUUUUCAAACCUGCACGUCAAGGUAUUUCUACAGCACUGGGAACAGUUCGAUCCUAGGAAUUGGCCUGGAGCGGGCAGUCAGAAAAUAACGUAUGAAGCGGCAUUAGCUAUCGACGCCGUACACCUGUUUACAAAAACAAUGCACCCUAUUUUAAAGAUGGAUGGGAGGAUGUUUCGUGAGAAUACGAGAUACAGCUUGACCAACAGUGGCCGGAACAUGGGAACCAAGUGCAUGGCUCACCCAGUCAUGCCGUUUGGCCAAGGAAUUCAUCUAAAGCAGGCCAUGAGGGAGGCAAAGUUCGAAGGCCUGACGGGCACGGUGUCUUUUGACGAAUAUGGCUACCGCAAAAACAUAAGCCUGACCCUGAUGGAAUUGACCAUGAACAGAGGAAUGGCAAAGAUUGGCCAGUGGCGUGGAAAGUUAGAAAAACUAAAGCCUCAAAUCUGGCGACAAGAGAAAAAUGACACAAGAAUACAGCGCAUAACAACAAUAUUGACUGAGCCGUACGCCAUGGAGCAUAAGGCGCCUUUCAAGGAUGGAAAAGUUCCUACGGGGAACGACCGCUAUUAUGGUUUUUGUAUAACUCUAGCCGAAAAAGUGGCAAAAAUUGUACACAUGGACUACAUAAUACAAGUGGUUAAGGACGGUAAAUAUGGAAAACUGCUUUCAAAUGACACAUGGAAUGGAAUGGUCGGAGAAUUGAUCAGACACGAAGCCGACAUUGUGAUUGCGCCGUUGACAAUAACAGCUAUUCGUGAGACUUAUAUCGACUUCACCAAGCCCUUCAUGAGUCUUGGUAUCAGUAUUAUGGUGAAGCGACCAGAGGACCAGGAGCCCAAUGUCUUCUCCUUUAUGGAUCCUUUGUCUUACGAGAUCUGGAUGUGUAUUAUAUUCGCUUACAUCGGAGUCAGUGUUGUGUUGUUCCUGGUCAGUCGCUUCAGUCCUUACGAAUGGCACGUGGACGACGAGUCCGGCAUAAGCAAUGACUUUACAAUUUCCAACAGCUUGUGGUUCUCCCUGGGAGCUUUCAUGCAACAAGGUUGUGAAAUUUCGCCUCGGUCGAUAUCGGGUAGAAUUGUAGGCAGUGUCUGGUGGUUUUUCACCCUGAUCGUGAUCUCGUCCUACACGGCUAACUUAGCGGCCUUCUUAACAGUGGAGAGGAUGUCCUCACCCAUAGAAUCAGCCGAAGAUUUGGCAAAACAGACUGAGAUACAGUAUGGCAUUGUCAAGUCAGGCUCCACCUACGAUUUCUUCCGUCAUUCAAAAAUUGCCUUGUACCAGAAGAUGUUCGCUUAUAUGACCUCCCAAAACCCGUCAGUGUUUGUCAGCAGUGAGGCAGAAGGUGUGCAGAAAGUAAAGGAUUCCGAGGGAAAAUAUGCCUUUUUACUGGAGUCAACAACGAAUGAUUACUACAACCAACGCCAGCCCUGUGACACCAUUAAAGUUGGAAGUAAUCUUGACUCCAAAGGGUUUGGAAUUGCUACACCGAUUGGAUCGGAAAUGAGAGACCAUUUAACCUUGGCUGUGUUAGAACUGCGAGAAAACGGAGAGUUGAGACGAAUGACUGAUUAUUGGUGGAAGGAAAAAGGAGAGUGUAAGAUGUUUGAUACAACGUUAAAAAGGGACUCGGGUCAAAAUUCGCUUACAUUAGGAAAUGUUGCGGGUAUAUUCUACAUUUUAAUUGGUGGGUUGAUUCUGGCGGUAUUUAUGGUACUGACAGAACUCUUGUACAAAUCCAAAAUCGACUCUAAAAGAAUGAAGACAACGUUUGCAUCUGCGCUUCGUUCUAAAACGAGGCUGUCUUUCCGUGGAAAACAAGAGAGUGAAACCCCACAUCAGCAUCAAAGCUACUCCUAUACGGCCCCGUCUCAAGUGAUAAGCCUGGAUGGAUACGCCACCGAAAAUACCCACACACAGGUCUGAUAGCGGAGAAGCUGGAAGUAUACGAGGGUCGGUGUAUAUAAAGUUAAGGCAGACAAAUCACUGCUGUGUUGGAUAAUGUGAUUUCAGAGUGGAAGGGUGUGUGAAAUCAUUUUGCAUUAUCUCAACGUGUAGCAUAAUCCUUGACAGCAAUUAUUAGUUAUAUGGCCAUAGCGAUGACAACUGAAGCAGUGUUCCUAGGCAAUGCAGGUUAGCACAUAAGUAAACGUGUAAGACAGAUGUGCUUCUGUAGCAUUCCUGCAGACAAACGAUAUAUUCGCAAUAACUGUAUGGCUGUUUGUAUUUCCUCACAACAUGUGUCAUAGUCAAAGAAAAAUCUUUGUAUGCCCAAGACGUGUUGAGGCUUCUUCGAAUAAUUUUAUCCGACAUUUCAGAAAUGUGAAUAUAUGUAAAAGAACCAAACAUGCAUAACAUACGACAUUUUCUCACUAAUAUUCACAGCUGAAUAAACGCAUAUUUUCUCAUUAAUCGUGGGUCCCCGUUUUGCCCUUUGCACGCAUCCACAGAGGUAAAUGUUUAAUUGUAAGUUUGUUCACGCUUUCUUUGUGAAAACGUGGCUCACACCUGGAGAUAUUAUCACAGAAUUGAUACCCUCUAAAGCAAUAAUGUGAAUCUGAUUUAGUGUUUUGCGGUUUGUUGAGCUGUGUACAUUUCUUUACUGUGUUAACUUCAUGUCUACAGAACGAGGUUUCAGUCUGGUUUGGAAUCAUUAUUUCGCUAUUGUAUGCUACAAGGAAUGUCCUCUUUUAUUAAAUUUACUUGUAUUUUGUCAUGCAUUUGGUUAUUCACUUUAACAUGUUUUUUUCUUGUCUUGCCUGUCUCUGCCAACAGUCAUACAUCCAAGCUGUGUUUACCAUCCAUGCUAGCUACUUUGCAUAGGCGUUAGUCGCCAUGUGGUUUCACUGUUGCCUACGUCUGUUUUCAACAGUUCUGUGUUUCUAUAUGCAUAGUAC